Pan troglodytes (chimpanzee) is the source of this 8489-nucleotide messenger RNA. RefSeq names its product MOB kinase activator 3B (gene MOB3B). Lineage: Eukaryota; Metazoa; Chordata; Mammalia; Primates; Hominidae. The record is from RefSeq and is a predicted model, not a curated record. Bases 665 to 1366 code for a protein of 233 amino acids. The transcript has 5 exons.
GGCAGCUGUCAAAUGAAUGCAUUUCCCUCUUCUAUUAUCCUGCUGUCCAAAUGCUCCAUCUAUUCAUAUUCAUGGUUUCCAUCACUGUGCAUAGCACCAAGGCCAGCUUCCUUUUCACAUUUCAUCUUCUUGUCUUUCUUGGAGUUUCAUUUUGAUUUACUAAAAAUCAGUGGAACUGCUUCUAAACAAGGAUCAGCUAGUAGAAACUGGAGCUAGUUGGUAGAGAAUCUACUGGGAGGAAUUUAUUUACAUACAAGAAGUUAAAACCAAAUAUAUGUGGACUUUUUCUGCCAUUCUUACUGCUGGAAAUACAACUCUUCAGAUGACCACUUUUGUAUCCUGCCUAUUCGCCUCAGGAAAUGAUUUUGGCCCAUGGAUCACUGGAUAUGCCAGGCCAGGCAUGUCAGACUCCCUGGCUCAGGGAGUUCUUAAACCCUGGAGAGCAGCAGAGUCCACACAUCCACUGGAAAGAACAUGAGGUUCCCUUGGAAAUCAUUCAAGAGGAAGAUGGAAGGGGCUGUUUAGAAGAGCUUAAAAGCUACAGGCUGUAAGACUGGGGCCUGAGUGCUGGCAGUGGAAAACACUGUUGGGCUGUGAUCUCUCCCUGAAAAGUUCCAGGUGCCUUUUUGCUUCCUGCAAAAGAAAGGAAGCGAAAGAGAAGACCAUGUCCAUAGCCCUGAAGCAGGUAUUCAACAAGGACAAGACCUUCCGGCCCAAGAGGAAAUUUGAACCUGGCACACAGAGGUUUGAGCUGCACAAACGGGCUCAGGCAUCCCUCAACUCGGGUGUGGACCUGAAGGCGGCUGUGCAGUUGCCCAGUGGGGAGGACCAGAAUGACUGGGUGGCAGUACAUGUGGUGGACUUCUUCAAUCGGAUCAACCUCAUCUAUGGCACCAUCUGUGAGUUCUGCACCGAGCGGACCUGUCCUGUGAUGUCAGGGGGCCCCAAAUAUGAGUAUCGGUGGCAGGAUGAUCUCAAGUAUAAGAAGCCAACAGCGCUGCCAGCUCCCCAGUACAUGAACCUUCUUAUGGAUUGGAUUGAGGUUCAGAUCAACAACGAGGAAAUAUUUCCAACAUGCGUGGGUGUUCCCUUCCCAAAGAACUUCCUUCAGAUCUGCAAGAAGAUCCUGUGCCGCCUUUUCCGGGUCUUUGUCCACGUCUAUAUCCACCACUUCGACCGGGUCAUUGUGAUGGGUGCAGAGGCCCAUGUCAACACCUGCUACAAACACUUCUAUUACUUUGUCACAGAGAUGAACCUCAUAGACCGCAAGGAGCUAGAGCCUUUGCCCCUGAAAGCACACCUGCCCUUGCCUUGGGAUUCUUUCGACAACAGUAUCACCAUGCCUCUCAUAGCGCCACGACACUAGAAGAAACCUCACUGAUUGCUGUCCCUGUCUACAGUCCAAGAGGAUUUCAAAUGGGCCCACACGGUAUAGCUGAGAACCCGAAUCCCUUGCUGAUGCCAGCUCAUUUUCUUUGGUCUCAUCCUCAUCACUCCUCCAAGAAAACUACCCAGUCCAGAGGGACUUGCUUUUGCUAUAAGUGGGUUAGAUCUUGAGAUAAGGAAAUAGCAAAAUGUUGGUGUAACAUUGAGUGUGGAAAUGUGGCCUGAGGGAAGUGAGUGCUGGCAGGAGCUGAGGACCCUGUUGGGAGGGGGCCAUGAAACCUUGGCAUAGACCUCACCAGCACAGCUGUUUGGAAUGGAGGCAGGAAGGGCAGGGGAAAGCCAUGAGAGAGGGAAUUUUCAAGAUGGUCAGUGUUCUCAAUCCACAGCCAUCACAGAAGAAACUAAUGAAAUAUGGGUACAAUCUGGAGAUUUUUAAGUCUCUAAGAAGUGGAAUUUGUGAGACAAAAGGCUUCCAGAAAGCCCUCUUUCUGACCUGGCCUCUACCCCUAGAGGGCCUUAGCCUUGCUGUGGGGAAUGAAACUCUUCCCGGUUGUAGGGUUUUGGUGCUGUCCACCCCCAGCCCAGCCAGAAAUGUGGCUUCUGUACUUCUGCUGCAGUUCAAGCCACUUUUCCAGGUAUGUCCCAUCUGAGUGGAGAUGGGGCUGAUGGCAGGCCACAGGGCCAAGCUCAGGCAUGGGGCCGGUAGCUGGGACUGAGGCUGCACUGCUGAUUAAUGGGCAGGGAGGCAGCUUGUGAAACGAACAACACCCUUUGACGGCCUUUUCCGGGGGACUCGCAGCUUUCCUCGUGUCUUUUCAGCAAUAUCACAUUUGAUUUUACCUUUAAAAUGUAUUGAUGAAGCUGCAUUAUUGGAAAAGGUGCUGGGGGAGAUGAAUCUCUCCUACUUUCUGUUCUAUUUCCAUUACUUCAGGGAUGUGUGCGCAUGUGUAUACAUGUGCACGGGCGUGCUGUAUUAGAGAGCCCAAUUUCCUUUAUAUACAUGAACUCCUCCCCCUAGUAGCCACCAUUAAACAUCCAAAGGCUUUAAAAUGGGCAGUGAGAAGUACACAACAUAAUGUCAGAUGUGGCCCUGAGAGAGGCGUACUGCUCACUGCCCUGCUUUAAGCCAUUGGCUGUUUAAUGGUGGUUACUAGGGGCAGGAGUUCACGUAUAUAACAGUCAUUUUUCCAAAGUUUCCAGCACCAAGGGUUCUCCUGCUCCUUGCCACACUGCGGAGCCUUCUACAUCUCUUCACACUGCUUUUCUUCCUUGAUUAUUUUUUGUUUCAAAUAUUUCUUCUUCCCCCUUUCUCCUGGUGUCUCAGAGUUAGCAGGAAGCUGGUAAUUAAAAGAAGGCAUGGGUUUUGAAAUGCUGCUAUGGUAACUCUUCCCCCUCCUUAUACGUUUCACAACAGAAACAAAAAGACUCACUCCUUUUCUUUUGCUCCUCCCUGCAACAGAGUAAUGAAAGCAGAGUGUUGUUUGCUUGUUUUUGUUUUUGAGUCCACUAAAUCAUUAUUGUUACACUGACUAGCUGGGUGAACUUGGGCAAGUUAGUUCAAAUUUCUGGGCCUCCUUUUCCUCAUCUGUAAAUUAGAAAAAGUAAUGCCUAGUUCAUAGAGUUGUGAGAAAGUGCGCAAGGUAAGUCUAAGUGCCUUCCCCAUCGUAGGUAUGAAAUGCGUGUUUCCUUCCACCUCUCAUUUUACUUGGGUCUGUAGACCUAAUAAGUGUUCCUUUUCAUUGGAUUUCAGUUUAAUUUAAUAUGUUUUAAGCACCUAGUAUGUGCCAGGUCUUGAGCACCAGGGUCUACACAAAUACCAGAUAGGUUUUCUCUCUUCAAGAGCAGCCUGGUGCUGAAACCAGGAAUGUGAUAAACGGUCGCACAACAGUGUGAAAGGUGUCAUGGGCACUGAGGGAAUCUGGAAGAGGAGCACCUAGGAUUCCUUGGGGACAGGGUGGGAGGGUAGAAGAAUGUGUCCCUAAGGAGAUGACAACUGGUCAAGAGCGUUAAAGGGUGUUGGCGAUGGGAGAAGGGUGUUCUGGGAAGAGAGGAGCAUGUGUAUGGAAAUCGUUGUGUGUUCCAUGGGAGAGAAGGAGCGUCGGCCACCGAUGGGGGAUGAGGUUGAGUGCCUGAGAAGAGUCUAGAUCAGGAACAGCAUCGUAUGUUACGGUGGAGACUUGGUUUGAAAACUAUUGAAAGCCAUUAAUGGAGUUUAGGAGCACCAUAAGAUGAUACAGAUUUUACCUGCAGCACAUCAAGCCAGCUCUAAGAAAUCCUGUGUACACAAAUUGCCUCUUUCGAAUCAAUGUGAAGUCAGAGAGCCCACAGGCCAGCAGUCCAGUUCUGCCACUAAUUAGUUUUGCCGCAUUAGGGAAGUCACUUACUCUCCGAUGGUCUGAGUUGCCACAUCUCCGAAAUUAAAGUGUUGGAGUAGGUGACACCCAUGUUUCCUCCCAGCUAUAACAGCAGCCUAUGACUCUGUGAUGAUGUCACUGCUUUUUGGUGCUUGUUUCAUAAUUCCUAGAGUAAACUUAUUAAAACUGCUGUGCAAGCAUGAUGACUGACCCCUAGUAAACAUCAAGUGUUCUUCUUUAUAUGUUCCAUAUGAAAAUUAGCUUCUUGGGCCAGGCGCAGUGGCUCAUGCCCAUAAUCCCAGCACUUUGGGAGGCCGAGGCAGGCGGAUCACGAGGUCAGGAGAUCGAGACCGUCCUGGCUAACUGCUAAAAAUACAAAAAAUUAUCUGGGCGUGGUGGUGGGUGCCUGUAGUCCCAGCUACUCGGGAGGCUGAGGCAGGAGAAUGGCGUGACCCCAGGAGGUGGAGCUUGCAGUGAGCCGAGAUCGCGCCACUGCACUCCAGCCUGGGGGGACAAAGCGAGACUCCAUCUCAAAAAAAAAAAAAAGAAUAUUAGAUUACUAAAAUGUGUGAUGAUGUAGUGCAGUAAACUGAGAGCGUCGAUUUCUUUGUAGUCUUGCCUAAGUCGGAGAGUAUUUGUGUGACUUGGAAUAAGUCAUUUUACUUCUCUGGAUCAUUAUUCCCUACCCUCCACUGACUACCAGUUAUAAAAAUGGGUACACUGAGGUUAGACUAAGAUUUGACUCUUAGAGUUCACGGAAGUUUGUUCAAUGGCUAUCAAAAACUUCUUCCAACUGCUAACAAGUACAUAAAGAAGAUUUAAAUUUAAAAAGUGUUUAGAUCAGAACAGAAAAACUUGAGUAUCUUAUGUAAAACACAGGCUGAUUUCAUCCACCCCCACCGUCCCCACAAAAACUAGGCAAAUGUCAUUUUAAUUUCAUUUCUAAAGUGAAAUAUGAUUUCAGUUUGGAGUCUCUGUCUACUUUCCUUUUUGUUUUUUAAAUAACCGGUCUUGUUUUCUUAGAAAAAAAUUCAUGCAUAUCAAAAAUACCUAAAACUUCAGACUCUGCAAAGGACAAAAAAAUUAGAAAUAGAAAACAUACACAAUUGUAUUCACCCAAAGAUAAAUUUAUCAUGUUGGACCCAUAUUUUUGUUUAUAUUUUUUCUCAAAAUAACUGGAUCAAACCAUACAUCCUGUUAUACAAUUUGAAUAAAAUAUGCAUCAUACAUUAAUAUACUAAAAAAUAUUAAUGUUCUUCUCAGAUUCAGGCAAAAAUGAAAUGAUGAAUUCCAAUGUGAUAGAAUGCAAAUGUGUGCAAAGUGAUGGAGAUACCCAAGAAAGGAGCUGACAAUUGCAUCUUAAAGGAUGUCAAAAUUUGCCAGGCAGAGAAGGGCAGAAAAUAUUUACCAGAUAUAAGAAAGAAACCACUAGAAACUGGCCAGUUGGAGACCUGGAGAAGUCUAGUUUGCCUGGCUGGUGUGUUGAGUGGGAGGGAAUUCAGCAGGAGGUGAGCAGGGGGCGAUGGGUCCUCUGUCUUUGACAGGCUUCAGAGGAUGGAAUUUGUUUUGUUGACAGUGGAGAACCAGGGACUUCAUAGAAUCAAUUACUGCUUUAUUUUAAAACAAAUGAAACCGAGUGACCACAACCAAGAUUCUACUUUGAUCUUCUGUUAAAAACACAUUUUGAAAAAUUCAGGUGUUUUUGAAAAUCUUCAUAUACAAGCCAAGCACAGUCACCAGGAACUUUCUCAGAAGCUUCUCAUCACCUCAGCGGAAGCCUUUUAAUACACGUUUUGGAGUUCUUUAGUGGCCUGCCUUAAUACACAGGGCAUUCAGUAACUCCAGCAAUGGCAAAUUCAUUGUAAAGAGCACCCUGGGUAGAAGCUAUUUUGGCCACACUCUCAGAGAGGAAGGAAUGUGUUUGGCCCUGCUAGCCUGCGGGAGGGCUCUGAUGAAGAAAGCGAUGGAACCUAGCAUUGCCAUUUGUUUAUUUAAACGAGUUUUUUUUUUUAACAGCUCAUUGGCUCUACCCAGUGGGCAAGUGCUAGAAUACAGCUUGCAGAGUCUUGCAGAGCUUUGAAGGAUGGAUCCAACUCAAGUGUCUUUCCUGAAGUUUCUGAUCUGCUAUUUCACCCAUACAUUCCCUUUAUGAAUUUAAGAGGCAUCUCAGUAAACAGUUUUUAUCCUGCAUCUCAGUGACCUUGAAUAAGUACCCUGUCCUCUGUGAAACUGUUACUCUACUGCUUAAAAAAAAACUCUGCCGUAUUUCUAGUGUCCAUAGUCUCUCAGUGGCAUAAUUGUUCUAGUAUUUGCCCAUUGUACCUAUAAUUCAAACUGGGAUCAGUCUGGAUAAAGAAAAAGUCUGGCAUUUUGAAAAUUCAUGAAUGACUGCAACUACCUAUAAUUAUAUAUGUCAAUUAAUAUAUGCCAGUAUUAUCCGAUUGCAUAUUCAUAAGAAUAUCUUAGAGGCUUUAAAUUACAAUCACAUGGUGUAGUAGAAAGAGCAAGCCUUUGCAGUCAGAUAGACCUGAGUUUAAACCGUAGGCCUGCAGCUUUCUAUGUGACCUGGUAAGGUACUCUCCUUCCCUGAGCGUUUUUCCUCAUCAAUACAGUAGAGAUGGCAAAUCUUACUUCACAAAGUAUAAUAUCUGUAUAGCAGUAGACACUGGGAUUGGCAAACAGCAGGCCUCUGUUUAAUAAAAGCAGCGGUUACUGUUGAGCAUUCUGUACCUUACCCAUUUACCUUGAGCAAAUAGCUUCUGCUCUGAAACUGGGAUUCUUCCUCUGUCCAAUGGGGGUCAUAGUUCCCUGUCUUAGAGUUAUACAGAUGCAAUGGUAUAACCACCCCAAAGCACCUGGCAUCUUAUAGGUAUUUAAGUGUAGCUAGCUUCUUUCUUUCCAAAAGUACAGACUUAUUGCAAAUAAUUAAGUUAUAAAGCUAAAAUUCUGUUUAUCCCAUGAACACACUCUCUCUCCCUACUUCUCUUUCUGUCUCUCUCUUUUCUCUCUCUCAAACACACACACACAUGCUCUUGUUGUAUUCCCAUCUUGUUUUCCUUGUCUGUGUCAUCAAGAGUUAAGCCAAAAGCUGGGUGCAGUGGUUCACGCCUGUAAUCCCAGCACUUUGGGAGGCCAAGAUGGGUAAUGCUUGAGCUCAGGAGUCUGAGACCAACCAGGGCAACAUGGUGAAAUCCUGUCUAUACAACAAACUUAAAAACUAGCCGGGUGUGGUGUUGUGUGCCUAUAGUCCCAGCUACUCAGGAGUCUGAAGUGGGUGGAUAGCUUGAGCCCGAGUGGUUGAGGCUGCAGUGAGCUGUUGCCACUGCACUCCAGCCUGGGCAACAGCAAGACCCUGUCGAAAAAAUUAAAAAUUGAAAAAAUUUUAAAAAUUAGAUAUACACAUAGAUUUGUAACUUCCUGUAUUUAAUAAUUAUAGAGAUGCAAAAGUGCCUAGAUUCUGCCUUGUCUAUUGUUAUUUCUUUAACCAGCACAUCUGUAUGGUUUUCGAAUAGAACGCUUCUCUGAACACCUGGGCACUCCCACACUCAGGCUCCUUUUUCUCGAUGUUUCCUAUUAUAUAAGGUGUGGCAGUCCAGGUCAGUAUGCAAGAGAUGUAGUAGCUGCAGUCAGCUCUGCAGCAGGUAGAACUUGGAAGAUCAUUCAUCUAACUAAAGUGACAUGAAACUUGUCUUCUCAAGAUGCUAAAUGGCACAGGGCUCAUUACUAGCCUGCUCCUCAGACCAUCCUUGGAGAUGAAAGAGGAGCCACUACCCUGGCACAGUGCCAGGGGCAGGGGAUACAAAGAUGAAAGUACAUGGGGCGAUUCAAUGAGUGCUUCUUUUUCCUGGCACUUAGUAGCUCUCAGUCUAGCAGGGCCAACAGACAUGCCCAGAGCUCCAGUACACACACAGAGAGAGAGAUGUACAAAUUCAUACACUGCAUGUAAGAAUCAAUGUGUGCACAGGAGGAGAGAGUGACUUCCUCCACAGCGAGUGGGGCAGGAGUGCGGGAAGGUCUCCCAGCAGGUAGAAGUCACCUUACCUGAGGUGGAAAGAUGAAUGGCAAUUUGACAAAUGAAGAGGGGCAGGCGCAGGAUGUGGUAGCAGCGGACCAUAGGCAUGGGACUCAACCUGUGCGGAGCCCCAGGGGUAGAGAAAGGAUGGCUCAUUCGGGAUCUAUAAAUACCCACAAGAGCCAGGCAGGUGAUGCAUGUCAGACACUUUGGUGUAUUAUUCAUUUCUAUUUUUAAAAAUGUCCUCCUUCCUGCUUUUCUUGACUUAUACCCACUUUAUUUUUCCAUCUUUGAUUGAAACUUAAAUCUUUCCCUACUCGAAGAAAACUAGCAGUCCAAAUCCAAUUACUGUAUCAGUUCAUAAGUGCUACAUGGCUCCUGCUGGGAAGUCAGGUGGGAGUGGCAGGGACUGGGGCAAACUGGAGAGCAAAUUCUUCUGCUGAAGAGGACAGCCAUUCGUCAACUCCAGUUGUUCAGAAGCUCCAAAUCUUGCAAUUUCUCAGAAAAAGCAAGCAAGCAACCUGAAUUUUGAUACAUGAGUCAAAUUUUUAAACAGUGCCUUAAUGGAAAAAAAAAAAUUCUGCAGAACAAAUGGAACAUACCCUCAUGCUAAGCCUUAUUCAUGGACCGUGCUUGCAAGCUUUCAUUUACAGGCUCUCGAGAUUCCAAGAGCAUUUUCAGGAUCCUUCAUCAAAUCGUCGCUCUGCUUAUAGUUUCUCCUAACCAUCCUUUUCCCC